Molecule: messenger RNA, 1104 nt
Organism: Miscanthus lutarioriparius
Lineage: Eukaryota; Viridiplantae; Streptophyta; Magnoliopsida; Poales; Poaceae
Source: the annotation of a GenBank genome assembly
AUGCCGCCGCCGCCGCAGCCGAACGGGGGCAAGGUGACCCCGAACCUGGCCAUGGACGCGGAGGCCACGCGGGUGCUCAACCUCACGGUGCUCCAGCGCCUGGACCCCGCCGUCGAGGACAUCCUCAUCACCGCCGCGCACGUCACGCUCUACGACUUCAACAUCGACCUCAACCAGUGGAGCCGGAAGGACGUCGAGGGGUCGCUGUUCGUCGUCAAGAGGAACUCGCAGCCCAGGUUCCAGUUCAUCGUCAUGAACAGGCGCAACACUGAUAAUCUGGUGGAGGAUCUCUUAAGUGAUUUUGAAUAUGAACUUCAACCUCCAUAUUUGUUGUACCGGAACGCUUCACAAGAAGUAAAUGGAAUUUGGUUUUACAAUCAACAUGACUGUGAAGCUGUUGCAAGUCUAUUUGGAAGGAUACUGAAUGCUUACGCCAAAGUACCUCCAAAACCAAAAGCGCCUUCCACAAAAAGUGAGUUUGAGGAACUAGAACCUCCGCCAGCAUCUGCUGCUAUAGAUGGCCCUCUUGAACCUCCGCCAGCAUCUGCUGCUGUAGUCCUUGAUACUCCUGAAGAAUCAUUGAUCAAUUACUUCAGUGGCGCUGCUAGCAUUGGAAGUGUAUCAAACGCACCACUGUCUGGAAGAGUGCACCCGUCUACUGAGAGCGUUCCAUCUUCCCAUGUGCCAUUGAUCAUUCCAUCUGCUGCUCCAACACAUCAACUACCCCCUUCAGUAGCUUCAUCAGCUCCACCAUUGCCCAUCCAUGACACUAACGCCCACACUAGCUGGUCAACAAAUCUUGUGACACCGGAUUUCUUUGUGCCUCCACCAUCCUCUACAGCUCCACUGGCUCCGCCAGGUGCAUCUGUGAUUCCUACUGCCCCGCCUCUUCAUCCGACUCCAGCAUCUGUUCAGCGUUCUCAAUACGGCACCCCACUGCUCCAACCUUUUCCACCGCCCACUCCACCUCCUUCCCUUAACCCUCCACACAGCGAUAGACCUGUUGUUACAAGGGAUAGAGUCAAGGACGCGCUACACAGACUUGUUCAGAGCGACGAGUUCAUCGACUUGUUGUAUCGGGAAUUGCAGAAAUCACUUGUAUAG